AUGUCAUUCUCAAUAUUCCCGCCGCAUUGCAGAGAAAUUGGGACCAUGUUUUCUCAAUCUACAAACACGGAGCCACAGCUCAUUCAGUCUCUUCAAGACCUUACAAUUCUUGAGCAAUAUGAACGCGGGGAGACUAAACUCAAAGCAACCACGUUUUAUCACAUCAGCAAUAACGAAGAAUUGUAUUUUGGGGUGACGUCGAAGAGCAAAAUGGACACAUCGAUCCCCGAGUACAAUUCAGCUCUCAAGCGCGUUCCCGAUGAGAAGGUCUGGCCUGAAGUUCCGGCAGACGUCAGCCUCACUCUUGCGCCUGAUAACCUGACCGAGAAGUCGGCUUUCCUGAAGCGGCCUAAGCUGAAGUCAUAUUCUCCUGAGAAAGAUAACAGCCUCAUCCCCCAGUCAUUUCUUAAAGAAACAUUGAUAAUGGAGCAACUAUCAAACUUGCCUCAUCCAAACCUCAUCCAAUACCUUGGCUGUCGGGUGAAACGGGGUCGGAUUACGGCAAUUUGGUUGGAGCGCCUCGAACUGACCCUGAACCAAUACGUCAACACCCCAGAGUUCAACCAACUAGACAAGGACAAAUUUCUUGAUCAUAUUGAAUCAGCCGUAAACCAUUUACACGCCUUGGGCCUCGCCCAUAAUAAUAUCAAUCCCGGCAACAUCAUGAUUAAGGGCAACAAGCCCACUCUCGUUGGUUUUGGGUCUUGUCGGGCUUUUGGAGAGAAUUUGGACUCACUUGGUUCCCGAGGUUGGCAUGGAAAGAUACUCUCCACCUCUGAAAAGGAACAUGAUAUUCUUUCCUUGAAAAAUCUACGUGAUUGGAUCAAGAACCCAGACUAA
Molecule: messenger RNA, 840 nt
Organism: Clonostachys solani
Lineage: Eukaryota; Fungi; Ascomycota; Sordariomycetes; Hypocreales; Bionectriaceae
Source: the annotation of a GenBank genome assembly